AUGUUUUCCCCGGUCGCAGCUGUUCCUGGCGAAGUGCUUGCCCAUGUUUUCGUCCAUUACGUUGCCGAUGCCGCGAAAAUAGAAGGUUUGCCAAUUGCGACCGCUAGUAUCUUUACUACAGAGGACGCGCAUUUGCGCUCUCGCCAAGCUCGCGCGGCCGUUACACUCUCCGGAGUGUGUCGAUACUGGCGCGACAUUGUCAUCGACUGCUCCAUCCUCUGGACGAACGUGAUAAUAAAUGAAUAUCCUAUGUGGGCCGAACUUCAGGUCGAGCGCACAAAGCAAGCGCCUUUCACUAUCACGCUUCCGCGUCUUCCAGACGGCUACAAGUCUUCCCUCCGUCGGGAAAUCACUCGCAAGGUGCUUCGCAACAUUGUUUCGAAAGAAAUCUGGCGGAUCGAAGGUAUCGACAUCGGUAUCUCUAUAGAUAAUGACACCCGCUCUCUCUUGAAUUCUCCCGCACCACUCCUCAAAUAUUUGGUAUUUUCCGCUGGGCAUGACCCACUGACCCCUCUUUCUAACAUCUUCAAAUUUGGAAAUGCUGUCAGUUUGAAUCAAAUUUGGUUAAAAAACUGUGCCCCGGCUUGGACCAAUGCCAUCAGGUCCAACACAUUGCGGCAUCUAGGAAUAUCAUAUCCAACUAGAAAGUUCUCCUUCACCCUACGCGCUCUACUGGAGAGAUUGCCGGCGCUAGACUCAUUGGAGCUAGAUCACGCUAUUCGAAGCAAAAUGGGGACGCCAGCUCGACCUGUUGAACUGCAGUCACUGAAGCGCUUGUAUAUCAUGGACAGCGAUGGAUCACGGUGCAAGAUGUUUUUGGAGGGCAUCAUUGCUCCGAAACUGUCUGUUUUGCGUAUGUUCGCAGUUUACGAGACGCUAGUGGAUCUUAUUGUCCCAUUCGCCGUGAACAUUCAAGCGGAUGAAAGCCUCGAUAUCAUUCAACAUGCCACGUCUCUGUUUUUGGGCUGUGGAUUGGAGUACCCAAAGUUCAUUCAAGAUACUUCUCACAUAAUCCACGAAGAGGAUAUCCGUGCGUGGUCGAGAUCUAUGGCCAUCUCAAAAGGAAGUUUUUCGGGCGGUAUGGUGGGGUAUUAUUAUAGGAGACCGCAUUGGCCUAAGCCGUCGCAUUGGAAAUCCUUGCUUCGUGCUAGUCACUUCAAGGAUACCACUCAUUUCCGCGUCUAUCGAUACGAAGACCUCCCGUCUCUCUUAACCGUACUUGCAGAUCCCACCUGUCUUCCAUCGCUUCGUACCUUGGAGCUCCAUAGUUCAAAUCGCUCAAGUUACUCCAAACGGCAAAUCUUGGAUCCUCUGAUGCAAUGUAUCUCCGAACGGACGGUUACGGGAUUAGUCGAGGUUCAUCUUAUCAAGUGCCCGUGGUUGACCAAGUCUACAAUUGACCGCGUAAAGCGACUGGUCAACUCAGUCCUAGUUGUAGAAUAA
Messenger RNA from Fibroporia radiculosa, 1443 nucleotides. RefSeq lists its product as uncharacterized. Lineage: Eukaryota; Fungi; Basidiomycota; Agaricomycetes; Polyporales; Fibroporiaceae. Bases 1 to 1443 code for a protein of 480 amino acids. Gene Ontology annotation, molecular function: protein binding. The transcript has a single exon. The record is from RefSeq and is a predicted model, not a curated record.